UCCCUUUGUACCAUCACUCUCCUUUUCGAUCUAUCUAUCUUUCUUACACCCCCUGCACGGUUACUCCUGUCCUGGAAGACAGCGGGUUUUACAGCGCAGCUGCGGAUCUCCACACUCCGAGACAAUAAAGAACCGCCAGAAACACCUGGAUCCAGGUUCCGUGUAAUGUUUUUCUGAGUUUAGGGGAAAAAAUAAUAAGAAGGCAGAGCACAGGCCCUACUGAUGGAAGCUGUUCUAAAUUUUCCAGGGGACAAUGACAUGUCCUAUGAGGAUGCUGAUUCACCUCCAGCCUCACCAUUCAGCAUGACUCUUCCUGAACAUACAGGGAGUUAUGACUUGGAGCAGAAGAGACAGGAGCAGCAGGAGGGGCAACCUCCUGAGAGCUACAUCAUCAAUACACACCCAGAUGCGGCCUGGAACACCAACACCAACGCCACCACCAGAGGUGACUCUCAGUCAUAUGUGGAGCUGAACGAGCUGGUGGGGGAAAAAUGGCAGGAGACCGGUCGCUGGGUGGGGUAUGAGGAAACAUUCAAUCCAACCACUGGGAAAUGGGGUUCCUCACACAUUUCCUGUCUCACUUUCAGAAGCCUUAUUCAGCUCCGCAGGGUCAUGAGCACAGCGGCAGUGCUGUUGGACCUGAGCGAAAAAGACUUCAUAGUCAUUGCUGAGAAGAUCGUAGAUGAACUUCUGGGAAAGAAUGAGAUUCGGGCCUCAGAUCAGGGGACCUUGCUGAAGGCAUUGUUAGAGAAGCGCAGUCAGGCUGGUGGCACUCAGGUUACCUCAGCAGGCAUUGAGAUGCAGACCUUCUCUGUCACCAAACAGAGAGACACAUCUGAUAAUGUAGAGGCAUCUAUUGUGUUAUCAGGUGCGGUGGACUCCCUACAGAAGCCGGUUGUGGCAUUUGUGCGACUGCAAGAUUCCGUGGUGAUGGACGGGAUUAUGGAGGCUUCUGUGCCUGUGCGUUUUAUAUUUGUCCUGGCAGGCCCUGCUGAGAGCGGCAUAGAUUUCCACGAGAGCGGACGUGCCAUGGGUACACUCCUGGCUGACUGGGUCUUCAGCUUGGAGGCCUAUCUUGCCGAUAGUGAAAAAGAGCUGAAUAAUGCUAUUGCUGACUUCAUGGACUGCAGCAUUGUGAUCCCACCCACUGAGAUCCAGACCGAGACCAUGCUCCAGCCAAUCAUCCGCUUCCAAAAGAAAAUGCUACGUGAAAGACUCCGCCCUGCUGACACCCGAAUCCUACUUGGAGCAAAAGCUAAAGAGCCUGAGCAGCCACGGGAUGAUCCAUUGGCUCGAACUGGAUAUCCAUUUGGUGGAAUGGUCAAGGACAUCAAGCGUCGUUACCGCCAUUACCUGAGUGACUUCAUCGAUGCCAUAAAUCCUCAGGUGCUUUCUGCCAUAAUUUUCAUCUAUUUUGCUGCCCUUUCUCCUGCUAUCACCUUUGGAGGCCUUCUGGCGGAUAAGACAAACAAAUGGAUGGGAGUGCCAGAGUUGAUGAUCUCCACUAGCAUACAGGGAAUCAUUUUCUGCCUGUUUGCCGCCCAACCUGUGCUGGUCAUCGGCUUCAGUGGGCCACUGCUGGUGUUUGAAGAGGCGUUCUAUAACUUUUGUAAUUCUCAGGGCUACGAGUACAUUGUGGGUCGGGUAUGGGUUGGAAUGUGGCUGAUCAUCAUUGUGUUGAUUGUGGUAGCAGCAGAGGCUAGCUUCCUCGUCCGCUUCAUCUCUCGUUUUACCCAAGAGAUCUUCUCCAUCCUUAUCUCCCUCAUUUUCAUCUAUGAAACUUUUUUCAAGCUUUACAAGAUUUUCAAAGAUUACCCUCUGAAAAACACUUCAGUUGCCAACAGCACAAACGGCAGCACGGCUCAGGACCACUACCCCAACACUGCCCUGCUCUCUAUGUGCCUGAUGUUGGGCUGCUUCUUCAUUGCCUACUUCUUCCGUCGAUUCAAGAAUAGCAUCUUCCUGCCAGGCCCUAUUCGUCGCAUGAUUGGAGAUUUCGGUGUGCCCAUCGCCCUCCUUCUCAUGGUUGUGGUUGACGUCAGUAUUAAGGAUGUUUACACGCAGAAAUUGCAGGUUCCAAAGGGUCUGAAUGUGUCCAAACCUGAGGAAAGAGGCUGGAUUAUCAACCCAAUGGGACUAAAGGAAACAUUCCCCACUUGGCUAAUAUUUGCCUGUGCCAUUCCAGCCUUACUUGUUUUCAUUCUCAUCUUCCUCGAGUCCCAGAUCACAACGCUGAUUGUAAGUAAACCAGAGAGAAAGAUGGUGAAGGGCUCCGGCUUCCAUUUGGAUUUGCUCCUCAUAGUGAUGAUGGGUGGAAUUGCCUCCAUUUUUGGUUUCCCCUGGCUUAGUGCUACAACAGUGCGAUCUGUCACCCAUGCCAACGCCCUCACUGUCAUGUCCAAAGGCCCUAAACCAGAGAUCACUAAGGUGCUGGAGCAGAGGGUUAGUGGGAUUAUCGUGGCCACUUUAGUUGGUGCAUCCAUAUUUAUGGAGCCCGUCCUGACGUUGAUUCCCAUGUCAGCUCUGUUCGGCAUCUUUCUCUACAUGGGUGUUACUUCUCUAAGUGGUGUUCAGCUGUGGGAUCGCAUACAGCUAUUGAUCGUGCCCAAAAAGUACCACCCAUCUCUUCCAUACGCCACUCGAGUAAAAACCUGGAGAAUGCACCUCUUCACCCUUAUCCAACUGGUGUGUUUGGGCAUCCUGUGGGCAGUGAAAUCCACCGAAGCUUCGCUGGCCCUGCCGUUUGUCCUCAUUCUUACUGUCCCUCUGCGUAUUUUCAUGUCUGGACGCCUCUUCACUACCACAGAGAUGAAAUGCUUGGAUUCAGAUGAUGCCAAGGUGACAUUUGAGGAGGAGCAGGGGGUGGAUGUGUAUGAUGAGUGUCCCUUCUCAUAAAUGACUUCUAGCAUUUCACUGAACCUGUGAGCUCAGGCAUCAUGCCUUAAACUCUGUCCAGUGCCUUCAUUAAACUAUCGCAAGAGUUAUAGUGUGGAACCACAGGAACAGGACCCACAGUGUCAAAACCAUCGCAUAGUCAAGCUUUAUCAACCUUUUUCUGGUUUGCAUGCACAUUUUAAUCAUUUCCCACUACUGAGUAGAUCCUCUAUACCAGUUCAUUUUUCUCCUAAGACUGUUUUGCUUUACUUUUUGAAUUGUUAGAUUUUAUAUUGUUUUUAUCAUACAGAGUGCCCGAAAAGUCUCCAUACGUAGGGGACUAUGUAAGCCAGCACCACGUCAAUUGUGCUUUCGUCAGUGGAUGUUCAUGGACGUUUUGACAUUAGACAUUUUGCUAAAAAGUGUUAAUUUCCCCUAUGUGUGGAGACUUUUGAGACACCCGUAUGAAAGCCAUUAGCUAAUAGUGUUUAAUAACUUCUUUUUUAAGCUCUAUGCAAAAGCUUUUUUCUGUGCAGCAUUUGAGAUUAAAUAUAGUAUUAUGCCUAUAAUGUGUUUCUACAUUGACAGUAGCUACAAUAUCACCCUGUGUCUCUUUUUUUUUUUUUUUUUUUUUUGAUUGAUUGAUAUUUGUUUCAAAUAUCAUAUCUGUAAAUUUCUUAUUCCAGUCUAGCAGUUGCUGAAUGAUUGUUGUUGCAGUUUAUGAGAUCAUGGAUAUUUUAGAAUUUUGAGUGGGUUUGAAUAGUGAUGAAUGUACAUUCUGUUUUAUUGUUAUAUUUUUUUUUUAUAUUUAAUCUUGUGUUGCAAUUCAUGUAACUAUUAAAAUUCUAUUACUAAAAUAAUCUUAUUGCCAAUACAGACCUGGAGAAAAUCUUUCAUUUGCAGAUAUUAUCUUUCAUUAGCAGAGGUAUUAUAGCAAAAUGAAAUAUAAUGGUAAUUUUUUAGACAAAUAUUAGGGGGAAACUGAAGCACAAAUGUGAAUUUAUUAAAGAAGUAAGUGAAUUAAAAGUAAUAAACUGUGUCAUUAAAACAA
Messenger RNA from Pangasianodon hypophthalmus (striped catfish), 3925 nucleotides. RefSeq names its product solute carrier family 4 member 1a (Diego blood group) (gene slc4a1a). The record is from RefSeq and is a predicted model, not a curated record. Gene Ontology annotation, molecular function: solute:inorganic anion antiporter activity; monoatomic anion transmembrane transporter activity; bicarbonate transmembrane transporter activity. Gene Ontology annotation, cellular component: plasma membrane; basolateral plasma membrane. The transcript has 21 exons. Gene Ontology annotation, biological process: monoatomic anion transport; bicarbonate transport; transmembrane transport. Lineage: Eukaryota; Metazoa; Chordata; Actinopteri; Siluriformes; Pangasiidae. Bases 223 to 2895 code for a protein of 890 amino acids.